Molecule: messenger RNA, 1159 nt
Organism: Erigeron canadensis
Lineage: Eukaryota; Viridiplantae; Streptophyta; Magnoliopsida; Asterales; Asteraceae
Product: peroxidase 12-like
Exons: 3
Coding region: 26-1093 (355 amino acids)
Biological process (GO): hydrogen peroxide catabolic process; response to oxidative stress
Molecular function (GO): peroxidase activity; heme binding
Source: RefSeq, a predicted model, not a curated record
ACAAGCCCCUACACAUUAUUAACUCAUGGCCAUCUCUAUCUUUAAAGCUUCAAGCUUAUUACUUACACUCAUCAUCAUUGUAUUAUUAUCAUGUAACUUGAUAGCUUUAGAAGCACAAACUCCGGCACCGGCGCCAGGCCUGUCGUAUACAUUCUACCAAACCACUUGUCCUCAGCUCGAAACCAUUAUUCGACAAAACCUUCAGACGGUUUUUGCUUCCGAUAUUGGCCAAGCUGCGGGUUUGCUUCGAGUUCACUUCCAUGAUUGCUUUGUUCAAGGUUGUGAUGGUUCUGUAUUGCUCGAUGGUUCAGCCAGUGGACCAAGCGAGAAAAAUGCGCCACCGAACUUGAGUUUACGAGCACAAGCAUUCGUGAUCAUAGAAAAUCUUCGUCGGCUUGUACACAACGCUUGUGGCCGAGUAGUCUCAUGUUCCGAUAUUACUGCCCUUGCUGCCCGGGACGCCGUGUUUCUGUCCGGUGGCCCAAAUUAUAGCUUACCUUUAGGAAGACGAGAUGGGCUUAACUUUGCUACUCAAAAUGUAACACUAGCCAACCUUCCUCCGCCCACAGCAAACGCGUCCGUGAUUUUAAGUUCCCUUUCUCAAAAAGGGUUCACUCCUACGGACGUGGUCGCGCUCUCUGGAGGCCACACGAUCGGGAGAGCCACUUGUACUUCUUUCACAAACCGGCUAUAUCCAACACGCGAUCCAUCUAUGGACCAAACAUUUUUCAACAACCUAAGAUUAACGUGCAAGGCUGCUAACUCAACCAACACUACUAAUAUGGACAUAAGAUCCCCAAAUGUGUUUGAUAAUAGGUAUUAUGUUGACCUCAUGAAUCGGCAAGGGCUUUUUACUUCGGACCAAGAUCUUUACACGAAUAGCACGACAAGGACUAUCGUUACAAACUUUGCCGUUAAUCAAUCGUUGUUUUUUGAAAACUUUGUGAAUGCAAUGAUAAAGAUGGGGCAAUUGAGCGUGUUGACUGGCACACAAGGGGAAAUACGAGGAAAUUGCUCACGAAGAAACUCAAAUGACUUGUUCAUAUUGCCGAACAUGGAGGAUGGCCAAGAUGAGAAGUUGGCAUCAUACUAGAGUGAUGUUUUGUAUUUAUGAAUAUAUAGCUUUGUCGAAAUAAAUAAUAUGCAAGAUUUCCGAGAA